This is a messenger RNA of Dichomitus squalens LYAD-421 SS1, 2307 nucleotides long. RefSeq lists its product as uncharacterized. The record is from RefSeq and is a predicted model, not a curated record. Gene Ontology annotation, molecular function: protein kinase activity. The coding region runs from base 1 to 2307 and encodes 768 amino acids. NCBI's taxonomy places the organism in Eukaryota, Fungi, Basidiomycota, Agaricomycetes, Polyporales, Polyporaceae. Gene Ontology annotation, biological process: protein phosphorylation. The transcript has 4 exons.
AUGUCAGAACGUGAGAUCUCGGAGCGUCUGAUCGAAGCGGCACGCGAUUGUCGCAUCUGCCAUAGCUGCUUCCUUGCUCCUGCUGAGCGAAGACUUGGCUUCCGCGACGAGCCUACUGGGCAAAAUCGUACUAUGGGUUUGUUUCGUGAACCACAAGAGGGUUCGCAGUUGUUCGCCGAUCAGCUCGUUUCAGUCGAGAUCCACCAUGCCGGGAUCGAUCCCUUCAACGCCGGCGAUGGCGAACGCUGUGACGCGCAAACGAAGCGAGCUAGGUCGCGACUAUAUGACCACAUUUCAACAAUUGCCGAAGACCUCUUCGUCGUCCAGCAACGCGUCUUCCUCUUCAUGAUCCUCAUCACCGGCCGCAAAUAUCGAAUCAUUCGUUGGGAUCGAGCCGGUACAGUCGUAACUCCGUCUGUGGACUACUACGAGCAGCCUGCAGCCUUCUGCGAAAUCAUCUCGCGGUUUUCUCAGCUCAGUGACACAGCCCUUGGUUUCGACGCCAGUGCCACUCGAAUCUUCCCCCACGACAUCGAUUCCCUGCGUAUGGACGUCGCCGCCCUUGCAGAUACCAGCGACAUAGAUCACUCGGAGCGCGAGUUGAAGGAUGGCGAUCCAGGAAACUCCUUCACCUUCGCGUACGUGCGAUCGUUAUUUCGUGCCUCGCUCUCGUCCGACUGGCCGCGGUUCAAACUCUGUGUCCCUGACGGUGACCAAGCACGCGAGUAUCUCGUAGGCAAGCCCACCUUUUGCGAUACCGAACUUUUUGGUCGAGGCACACGGGGCUACGUCGCCCUUGAUCGCAAAACAAAUCGCUUCGUGUGGUUGAAGGACGCAUGGCGUGCUUCUCACCGUAUCGCGGAAAGGGAAGGUGACGUGCUGGCGAGGCUCAAUGACGCAAGGGUCAAGAACGUCCCCACUCUUCUAUGUCACGGCGACAUCGACGACCAGGUCACAAUCACUGCCGAUUGGUGGGAGCGCAAGUACGCACUCUCGCCUGCCCUUUCCCCAUCUCCUUCGUCGUCGCUAUCCCCGCCCUCUCCCACUCUGAUUGGCUCUCAGACUUCGAGCAGCAAAAAGAGGAAGAGGGUCGACGAGUCGCCUCCAGUCUCAGAGCACGGCGAAGUCAUCCCGAAGCGAACGGCUCAUACGGAUGGACCUCUGAGGCAGCAUAGACACUACAGAAUCGCAGUUGUAGAGGUUUGCAUGCCGCUGAAGAACUUCCAGUAUGGCCAGCAGCUAGUCACGGUCGUAUUGGACUGUAUGAAGGCUCAUCACCAGGCAGCCACCAGGCAGAAGACGCGUAUUCUCCACCGUGACAUCAGCACCGGCAACAUCCUAAUCUACCCAAGGGUCGUGCGUCUCGAAGGGCGUGCUAACCCUUGGAUGAUGUGGACAGGCAUGCUCACGGACUGGGAGCUGUCCAAGCCUAUCGAUGCACAGGAAGCAUCAUCAAGAGCCACCCAGAUGGGACGGAUGGGAACGUAUCAGUUCAUGUCCGUCAACCUGCUCAAACAUCUCACGAAACCGGUGGAGAUAUCCGACGAGCUGGAAUCGUUCUUUCAUGUGCUCCUGCACCACUCCGUUCGUUACCUCAGAUCGAAUUGCGAGAGCACUUCCGGCUUUAUCCAGAACUACUUCGAGAGAUACUCUAGCUCGGGCGAGUUCACGUGUGGACAGAAGUCUAUCACCCUAGAACACACUGGUGUCCUCCGCAACCAGCAACCAUAUGGUCCGCUGGUUUUCUUCAGCCCCAUGGACGACAUCCUCGCCACCAUGCUGAAAUGCUUUCACGCCCAUUACAAGGUCUUGAACUAUGAGGCACGUAAGGCGGCGCCUCCUUCUCCUCCUCCAACACUCCCGACGUCCGGUGCCCCCGAUAACGACUCCGAAGAGGACGACGACGACCUGGUCCCGCCAUUCCCGCUUGUCUCCAUCGGUUAUCCCCAUGGUGACAUCACUAUAUACGGAGACACCCCGUUAGACGACGUCCCUACAACAAAAGAAUUUCAGCGGGCCAAGCGGAUUACGCGUCACAAGUUCCUAUUGGAAUACCUAGCUAAAAUGCGCCUAGACUCACGCUGGUGGAUUGGCGACCGGAUUCCGUCCCCUUCCGCUACCUCGGCCGAUGAGCUCCCGGUUUCCACCUCACCUUCUCGCACUGUCCCGACGUCGACGAGCACGAGUAACAAGAGAAGGCGGUUAGCGAGUCCUGGGUGUGUGGUCUCCAUUCCCGCCCGUCUCCACGAGACCACCAGGCGGGCUCGCGCCACCCCGCGGACCCUUCCGGCGAGGCGUAGGUCGUAG